Messenger RNA from Symbiodinium natans, 1671 nucleotides. The record is from the annotation of a GenBank genome assembly. Lineage: Eukaryota; Dinophyceae; Suessiales; Symbiodiniaceae.
AUGAACCCGGACGAUCCGAGGAUACGGAAAGACCCUGAUGGCAUUCCGCACCUUCCCACACCGGCGGCGAUCGAGGCGCUGGCGGAUCAAAGGAUCAUCGACAUUGCCUGCGGGGAGGCACGAAGGGGGGCCCUUGUUUGUCGUGAUCUUUCCUGGGUUCUUCGGGGUCUGAGGAACUUCGCCUCACUAACGCCCCUGCACUUCUUGGAGCGCUCCGCAGACGUUUUUCCCGAGAGGACCGCCAUCAUCCACGGCCCCAUCAGGAGAUCGUGGGCCGAUCUCUACGCGCGAUCCCGGCGCCUAUGCUCGGCUCUCAAAGCGCGCGGCGUGCAGCGGGGUGAUGCAGUGGCCGUGUUGCUGAACAACUCCCCCGAGAACAUCGAGGCCCACUUCGGUAUACCAAUGAGCGGCGCCGUGCUGAACCCGCUGAACUACCGCCUGGAUGCCAGGACCUUGAGCUUCAUGCUGGGCCACUCCGAAGCCAAGAUACUGAUCGUGGACCGUGAGUACAGUAAGCUGGUGGCAGGUGUGCUGGCAGCAUUUCCCGAAGGCAAGCGGCCUUUCGUGAUCGAUGUGGACGAUCCCAUGUGCCCUGAGAAGGACCGGGGCCCCCUGAUCGGCUCCAUGAACUACGAGCAGCUGCUCUCCGAGGGCGACCCCCUGGCGCCCUGGGAAGCGCCCCCGGAUGAGUGGGACACGCUCUCCUUGUGCUACACCAGCGGGACCACCGCAGAUCCCAAGGGUGUAUUGCUGCAUCACCGCGGCGCCUACCUGAAGAGCGUGCACUUGAUCAUCAAGUGGCCGCUUCACCGACACUGUGUUUACCUUUGGACAGUCCCCAUAUUCCACUUGAAUGGCUGGUUCUUCCCCUAUGCGGUGGCGGCCGUUGCAGGUGUGAACGUGUGUCUCAGAAAGGUGGUUGCAGACGACAUCUUUGCAGCCGUCAAGGAGCACGGGGUCACGCACAUCUGCGGAGCACCCAUUGUCAUGAGCACGAUGCUGCAAUACAGCGGCAAGCGUACCUGGAGCCAGGACCUGAAGUUCAUGACCAGUGCCGCGGCCCCGCCGGCGCCCGUCCUCGCCCGCAUGGCGGAGUAUGGCAUCGAAGUGAGCCACGUCUAUGGGUUGACAGAGGGCUAUGGAACAGGUGUCAUGUGCGAGUGGAAGGAUGAGUGGAACUCCAAGACCAUGGAGGAGAAGGCUGCCUUCCUGGCACGCCAGGGAGUGCGCUGCUUGGAGCUGGAGUACCUGGAGGUCAUCGACCCGGAGACGCGAAAGCCGGUCCCGAGGGAUGGGCAGACGAUCGGCGAGAUCGUCAUGAGCGGCAACACCAUCAUGAAGGGAUAUUUCAAGAACCCCGAGGCGACGGCCAAGGAGUUCAAGGGAGGCGUCUUCAACACCGGCGACUUGGGUGUGAGAUACCCCGAUGGGUACAUUCAGCUGAAAGACAGAUCCAAGGACAUCAUCAUUUCAGGCGGCGAGAACAUAUCAUCCCUGGAGGUGGAGAGCAUCAUGAUGGGCAAUCCGAAGAUUGCAGAGGUGGCAGUUGUUGCCAGACCCGACGAGAAGUGGGGUGAGACGCCCGUGGCCUGGAUCGUCUGCCGCCAGGGCAUGACGUUGUCCGACGAGGAGAUCUACAACUGGUGCCGCGAGCACAGCGACCCGGCCUGA